AUGCCCGGAAACGCACAGCUGAUCUCUGACAUCGAGGCCCUACUCGCGGCCGCCAAGUCCUACGAUGCCGACCAGUCGGAUCGUCCUGCCCGCCUUGAUCUAUUAGGCCGUAUAGAGGCCUUGCACUACCAAUUGGAGGAUCCAGCAGAAGCAAUGUUUCGACAGAUUACGAAUUACACCCAGACCGCGGCGGUACGAGCGCUGCUUCAGAUGGGAGUGCUGGCGAAGAUCCCACGCAAUGGAAGCAUCACCGCCAAGGAGCUGGCCUCUGGCAGCGGAAUGAAUGAGGAGGUCUUGAUUCGAUUGAUGAGGGUCCUCACUGCUACCGGAAUCAUAGAUCCAGUCGGCGAGGACGUCUAUGCCCACACCCGCUUUUCCCUGGCCUAUCUCGAUGGGGCGGAAGUCGAGUUCUUUGAGCUCUGCGUCGAUGAGGUAUCUCCCGUCGCACAGAGACUUCCAGAAUACCUGGCUACCCACGACUCGUCUUCGAUUCUGAACCCAAAGCAGUCGCCGUAUUCAUGGGCUAGUAACAGGGAGGGGAAGGUUUUCUACGAAGUCCUUCUCGAAUAUCCCGAUCGCUUGGCCAGGUUUGACAAAGCGAUGACCACACAGGAAGCUGCCCUUCCAGUACUGGGAAUGUUUCCAUUCUCCUCGCUGGCUAGUUCGAUGGAUAGGAGUGAUCCCCAACGGCCAUUUAUUGUGGACGUCGCGGGUGGAAGAGGACAAAGCUUGCUGCAAAUCAAGAAGGAGAUCGAGGCGAAUGGGACUGCCGACGUGGGGAGAAUGAUAUUGCAGGAUAGGAAACCAGUUUUAGAUGCAAUUCCAGAGGAGCAGUUACCGGGUGUCGAGAAGAUGGUCAUUAAUUUCUUUGAACCCCAGCCCGUCAAGAACGCACACGUCUACUAUCUCCGCCGCAUUCUGCAUAACUGGCAAGACAAGGAAUGCCAGGUGAUUCUAAAAAACAUUGCCGAUGCAAUGGCACCCGACUCGCGUCUUCUAAUUGGCGAGAUGGUGGUACCCGAGAAGCCCGAAGGGGUCGACAAGACUGUGUACUGGAUGGAUCUUUGCAUGCUUAUAAUUGGCGGCAAGGAGAGGUCGAAGAAGGAGUUCUCGGACUUGUUGGCUUCAGCUGGAUUGGAGCUUGUCAAGAUUUGGACAUCGAAGUCUGGCAGCCAAACUGUGAUCGAGACUCGUCUGAAGUAA
Molecule: messenger RNA, 1203 nt
Organism: Amorphotheca resinae ATCC 22711
Lineage: Eukaryota; Fungi; Ascomycota; Leotiomycetes; Helotiales; Amorphothecaceae
Exons: 5
Coding region: 1-1203 (400 amino acids)
Molecular function (GO): O-methyltransferase activity
Source: RefSeq, a predicted model, not a curated record